AGAUGCUCCUUCUCAUCCCGGUGUUGAGCAUGUUGGAGGAGAUAUGUUUGUAAGUGUUCCCAAAGGUGAUGCUAUUUUCAUGAAGUGGAUAUGCCAUGACUGGAGUGACGAACACUGUUUAAAAUUCUUAAAGAACUGUUACGAGGCGCUUCCAGAGUAUGGAAAAGUGAUCUUGGCAGAGUGUAUACUUCCAGAGACACUAGACUCGAGCCUGUCGACCAAACAAGUAGUCAAUGUCGAUUGCAUUAUGUUGGCUCUCAAUCCUGGAGGCAAAGAACGGACCGAGAAAGAGUAUGAGGCAUUAGCCAAAGGAUCAGGCUUCGAAGGCAUCAAAGUUGUUUGCAACGUUUUUGGUGUUUACGUUAUUGAGCUGCUCAAGAAGAUCUGAGAAAAAGCUUUCUUAGUGGUGCUUUAUAAAUAAACAUGCAUGCUCUCUCUUUUACGUCUACUUCACCAGCUUAAUUGUUGUACUUAUGUGAUCUUUUUCGAUUUAAAGUCUUAAACUAUGAUGCUUAAUCAUGGUUGCCGUGCGAGCUGUUUAUCAAUAAAUUGUA
Messenger RNA from Brassica oleracea var. oleracea, 554 nucleotides. Its product is annotated as flavone 3'-O-methyltransferase 1-like. Lineage: Eukaryota; Viridiplantae; Streptophyta; Magnoliopsida; Brassicales; Brassicaceae. Gene Ontology annotation, biological process: methylation. The record is from RefSeq and is a predicted model, not a curated record. The coding region runs from base 44 to 388 and encodes 114 amino acids. The transcript has 3 exons. Gene Ontology annotation, molecular function: O-methyltransferase activity; S-adenosylmethionine-dependent methyltransferase activity.